Messenger RNA from Saprolegnia parasitica CBS 223.65, 1692 nucleotides. RefSeq lists its product as hypothetical. Lineage: Eukaryota; Oomycota; Saprolegniomycetes; Saprolegniales; Saprolegniaceae. The coding region runs from base 1 to 1692 and encodes 563 amino acids. The record is from RefSeq and is a predicted model, not a curated record. The transcript has 9 exons.
AUGCCUGCGUUGCAAUUCUACAUGCCGUCAUGCGUCUGUCCACGGCCAACGCCGUUUGAAGGCGGCUACGACACCCCUACGCGGCUACCGCUCACGCUGCCGCCCCGACCCAUCGUCCUCCCAUCGUUUCCGCACGAGUGUCCUACGCAGACACCGCGCGGUGCGCUCGCCGUCGAGUUUGCACUUGCCAACGUGACGCCGGACGCAGUCGCCCAGCACGUGGUCUUUCUUCGGUUUGAACCCGCGGCGAGCGAGCCCAACGCGCUCCGUGUCGGCGACCAAGUCCCCUGUGCAUGCAUCGUCGACGACGUGCAGUCGACGACGCAUCCGACCGGCACGUGGCUGCCGAGCCAAGAGUACGUUUUCGACCAGGCGACGGGGCUGGCGCAUUGUACAUACGUGCCUUUGACGCGAGACUGGUCGUUUUCGUGGUCCCAAGCGUGGCCCGCCGCGACGUUGACGGCGUACCUCUUUGUCCGGCGCCAUGACGCCGUCUUGCAAGUCGUCGCGUCGGCGCGGUCACCCGCGUUCGCCAUCCGACCAACGCCGCCGUCGCCGCCCGCUUCCCCUUCCAUUGACGCGUCAUUGGGUGUCAUUCUGGCGUUUGUGAGCGCGCUGCCACCGGGCGUCGGCGGCGCCAUCGUGAGCCGCCAUGUGCAGUCGCAGCUGCUACAUCCGCUCUUUGCGCGUCUCCAUAUGCUGUCAACCGAGAUGUACCGUGACGACCACGCGCGCAUUCUGCCCUUGGCGGUCGACCGCCUCUCAGUUCCCGUGACGACGCUCGAAGCCACGUGCUUGGGCGUCGCGACGUCACUCUUUGAUCCCAGCCUCGUCCAGCAACUGCAAGCGCUCUGUCUCGACGACGCGGACUGUCUCUUGGACAAGGACCGGCUCACGACGUUGUUCCAGGCGUGGAAGACGCUUCUCGCAGCCUACAUCGACCAGUGGCUGCAGCGCUAUUCCCGCUACGACUCGCAUACGCAGCUCGUGCUCGAUGUCAAGGCGGUCGCGCCGCACCUUCAUAGCACUCCGUCUUUGUUUGAGCCGUUUGUCGCGCAGCUGCGGGAGCUCUACAUGGCCAAGGCGCAGCCCCAAGAAGCAUGGCCGCUGCACCAGCCAUUGUCGCCGUUUGACGGGCGCUGGCUCUGCGCGAUCUUGCCGCCACACCACCCAGGUGUCCCCGCCCCCGUGCUGCCAUUGCUCCAAUGGGUCACAAUGGCGUACUGUUUUCGAAUGCACCUCGAUGUCCACAACGUCUUGCACGUGCGCUCGGACCUCGCGAUUCACUCGACCAUCUGGUCGACGUACAUCCUGGACGACCGACUGCACGUUGCCCGUGUCUUUCCCAACGGCGCCAACACGCUGCGUGAGUGGAGUGCGUCGUGGCUCCACGGCGAUUACACGGGUCACGUGCGAUCACCAGGAGUGAUCUGCCUCACGUUCUACGCCUGGCCGCUCCAAGACGCGUCGACGGCCUACAUUGCCCGCGUCCAAAUGACCGCGACGACGCCAACGCGGCUGCAGUUCCAGUGGAGUCUGGCGUCCUCGAGCGUGACGCCGGACGCCGACUUUGUGACAAUGACGACCGAGGAGCGCCAAGCGUGCUUGCGCGAGACCGAGACGCCGCUGAUGGCACUCGAUCUCACCUACCACCGCGUCCAAGCACCGGGCGACGGCUACGCUGCUAUUUAA